Molecule: messenger RNA, 2509 nt
Organism: Branchiostoma belcheri (Belcher's lancelet)
Lineage: Eukaryota; Metazoa; Chordata; Leptocardii; Amphioxiformes; Branchiostomatidae
Product: N-acetylated-alpha-linked acidic dipeptidase 2-like
Exons: 19
Coding region: 116-2428 (770 amino acids)
Molecular function (GO): carboxypeptidase activity
Source: RefSeq, a predicted model, not a curated record
GUGGAUAACAGGUUGCGAAUCUGAGACCCACACACUUUGGGCAUCCGUCUUCCCCAGCGGAUCCAUACCGAGGGACACGUUGUUGCACAGUAUCAUCUCAAGAACGAGAAGAAGCAUGGGUUUUCGCGCACGGGUCUUCCUCCUGGCCGCGGCGUGUGUCGGGGUCGGGCUGGUCGCCGACGUGCUGAUAGCGAUCAGGUUCUCCCGGUGGCUUGAUGGCUGUGGUACAUGUACCACCGCCGGGAAGGUCCCGGGCGGCCGUGCUCCCACCGCCGAGGGUCCGGCCGGCCUGGGCGCGCUCCUGGCCGAGGCGGAGGGCUGGGUGUCCGAGGCGCUCAUGGACGAAAUAGACGCGGCCCGGAUCGAGGAACACUUGAGGAAGCUAACAGAAAAGCCUCACCUAGCGGGAACUGAGGGGAGUUACAGCGUUGCCGAGUACGUGAGAAAGGCGUGGUUGGACCAGGGUCUGGAUUCUGCGCACAUCGCUCCGUACCACGUUCUGCUCUCGUACCCAGACCCGGACAAACCCAGUUUCGUCGCCCUUCUGGAUAGCGACGAGAAGGAGCUGUUCCGAUCAGCUCCCCGCGAGCCGAGUUUGGAUCUGGACCCGCCGGCGGACAUCGCCGGGGUGGUGUCGCCCUUCGCCGGAUACUCUCCCUCGGGAACCGUCCAGGGAGACCUGGUUUACGUGAACUACGGCCGACCGGAGGACUUCGACCACCUGGAGGCCCUGGGCAUCACGGUGGCCGGGAAAAUCGUCAUCGCUCGCUACGGGCAUUCCAAGGCAUCGAGAGGCAGAAAGUUGAGACGUUGCCAGGAACGCGGUGCGCUGGGCCUGAUCGUGUACUCGGACCCUGCUGACAUGAUGGGGACGGGCCCGGGGGCCGGCGGCAGGCCGGUGUACCCGGAGGGGUGGUUCGGCCCGGGCACGGCAGUCCAGAGGGGGAUGUACCUCUACACAAACAUGGAGGGAGAACCGCUUACACCGGGUUAUCCUGCAAAAGAUUACAUGUUCCGGUUACACGAAAGUGAGAGUGAGCCGCUCCCGACCAUCCCCGCCCACCCCAUAGGGUAUGACGACGCCUGGCAUCUCCUCAGUGCAAUGACAGGACCCGAAGCCCCGUCGUUAUGGAGAGGUGGUCUCAACAUCACCUACCGACUUGGUCCGGGACUGCAGGCAUCUGGACGCGCCAGGAAAGUCCGGCUGACCGUGAACGUGAACCGUGACGUCAGACCCAUUCACAACGUCAUCGGGGUCAUUCGGGGUCGCCUGGAGCCAGACCGGUACGUGUUGCUAGGUAACCACCAUGACGCGUGGAACCUGGGCGGGGUGGACCCCAGCAGCGGGACCAGUGCCCUACUGGAGGUCAGCCGCGCCUUCGGAGCGAUGCUGAAAAGAGGGUGGCGCCCCAGACGGUCACUCGUAUUUUGCAGCUGGGAUGCUGAAGAAUAUGGAAUACUGGGGUCGUUCGAAUGGGUCGAAGACUUUGGUAAGAUCCUAACGGAGCGAGCUGUGGCGUACUUGAAUGUGGAUAUGGCGGUGAGAGCCACCUACACCCUCCGUGGAAGGGCGUCACCCCCUCUAGCCCCAGCCUUACUGGAAGCCGCUAAGAAGGUUCCAUGGCCUGUCAGUGCACCGGAAGGGAAAACCAUGUAUGACGUCUGGCGGAAGCGCACACCGGAAGUUGUCGGUGACCCGGAUACAAAACCUAAGGUGGACUUUCCUCGAGCUGGAAGUGACUACGCCCCGUUCGUGAACCGGAUUGGCGUCCCGUGCAUCGACCUGGCGUUUUACCAGGACAAGUCCACGGGUAUACAAUCCGACUACCCGCUCUACCACACGGCGUACGCGACCUUCCACCUGCAGAAGAAAUUCGUCGACCCGGGCUUCGUAUUCCACCGGGCGCUGGCGCAGCUGUGGGCGGAGACGGCGCGCUCCCUGGCCGACGGACUCGUCCUGCCGCUCCGGUUGGCCGGGUACGGCGCCGUCCUCGGCGGGAUGCUGACCGACCUGCGGACCUCGUACGGAAAGCAGAUGGCGGUGAGAGGCAUCUCUCUCGACGCGCUGACAUCUGCAGUAAACAACUUCACAGCAGCGGCGGAAGCCUUUGACGCAGAGGUGACCGCUGCAAAGAUAACGAAUCCGUUUGUUGCCCGGAUGUACAACGAUCAGCUGAUGCAGCUGGAAAGAGCCUUCAUCGACCCGCAAGGCCUGACGGGAAGGAAAUUCUACAGGCACACCAUUAUGUCCGGCCGCCUGUACUCGACAGCGACCUUCCCUGCUCUCGGCGACGCCGUGUACCUGGCCGUAAACAGCAAGGAAGGCACCGAGGGGGCGUGGCGAAACGUUCGGAAGGAGCUGUCAAUCAUCACGUUCACCAUCCAAUCAGCAGCCAACACGUUAACAGCGCUAGAACUGACGUCAUGACAGUGAACCAGGAAUGGGGGAUGUUGCCGUACCCCCCGGCGAGGAAGGACACCAGCAGGGGGAUGUGGAGGCGGAGGUGCU